Messenger RNA from Gorilla gorilla gorilla (western lowland gorilla), 3824 nucleotides. It is a transcript of the gene MPHOSPH6, whose product is annotated as M-phase phosphoprotein 6. Lineage: Eukaryota; Metazoa; Chordata; Mammalia; Primates; Hominidae. Gene Ontology annotation, biological process: maturation of 5.8S rRNA. The record is from RefSeq and is a predicted model, not a curated record. The transcript is spliced from 5 exons. The coding region runs from base 2826 to 3254 and encodes 142 amino acids.
GAAACAAAGUGCACAAUAAAUGUAAUGCGCUUGAAUCAUCCCUAAACCAUCUACCCUUCCCCUCUCCACCACCCGUGGAAAAAUUGUCUUCCAGGAAGCCCAUCCCUGGUGCCAAAAAGGUUGGGGGCCACUUUUUAGGCAAAUAUGAGAGGGUUGAGGAUUUAAUCCUGACUCACUUCAAUGCCUCUGACUUGGUCAGCCAUUGCAGGGUGAUCCUAAUGGGAAGCAGAAAAAGAAGGAUGUGGAUGGAAGGUCUUCCAGUAUGGAAUGGUUCUAGAGGGUGCUUAUUUGUGAUUUUGGCACUGUUAGACUCUCAGAACAGGGCUUGGCAAACUUUCUGUAAAGGACCAUAUAAUAAAUAUUUUGGUCUUAUGAGCCAGACAGUCUCUGUUACAACUGCUCAGCUCUGCCAGUGUUGUUCAAGACCGAAUGACCAUGGCUGUGUACCAGUAAAACUUUAUCGAUGACAACAGACAUCUAGCCUGAGGACUGUAUUGUGCUGAUGCCUGCUCUGAGUCCUCACUAGUUUUGGAAUGUGUUCUGAAAUGCUCUAGAGUAGGAGAAUCGAACUUGUACCUAAGUCUGGAGGUGCUUGAUUCAUAUUCACAGGGAGUUCUGUGCUUUCUAUGUGUACAGAACAUAUGUAUAUGGCUGUUGUAUACCAAAAGAAUAGGUACAUGACUAAAUGGGAGAAAAAAGGGCAGUUGGGCAGUAUUGAUGAGUUUUACCACGAGGAAUAUUAGUGAUGAAAUGAGGCAUCUGCAUUUAAAGAAAACCAUCCCAGAAAGAGAGUCUGGAAAAAUAAGACAGGUCUAGGUUCAUUUACAUUCAGAGAACUUUCAUUGAGUGAGCUCUUUUGUGUACCAGGGGUACCAAUGAUCCAAGAUGAACAAGAGUCCUGGUCUAUUCAGAAUCGUAGUCUUGGGAGACACCAAAGCAGCACGAUGGUGAACAAUAUUCCAGUGUUGAUGAGGCUGUCUUGAGAAGGUGUUUCUUUAUAGGAGCAGACCUAGGAAGAGCCAAGCCAAAUGCCAACCAGGAAGUCUUACCAAAGGACACACACUGUAGGCUUAAAAGAGUAAAUAUUUUGCCAAGCAGAAAAUGGAAACAUGUUAAGUCGCAAAGGCAAAAGGACUGGGAAGUAUAGCGUGCACAUUCCAGAAACUGCAGUUCUUUCCUGGGAGGAGGAUGUACACACAGGUAAAAUGGAUGAGGACUGCAAAACACUAGUCUGCAAACUUGUUUUCUUUUACUUUUUAUUUAAAAUAGUGAUAGAUUCACAGGAAGUUGCAAAAAGUGUACAGGGAUAUCCCGUGCGUCCUUCAUGCCACCUCCCCUAGCGGCAACAUUUUACAACACUAAGAUACGAUAAAGAGCCAGGACGUUGACAGUGAGCUGACGCAGAUUUCACCAUUUUACAUGCACUCACUUUGCGUGGACGUUUGCUGGGUCAUAUGGUAAGUGUAUGUUUAGCUUGCUAAGAAACUGCCACGCUGUUUUCCACAGUGGCUGUACCAUUUACUUUCCCACCAGCUAUGUUUGAGUGAUCAGUUUCUUCACAUUCUCAUCAGCACUUGAUGUUAUCACCGUCAUGUGUUACUUAACACAUGAUUUAACAACAGGGAUACAUUCUGAAACAUGCAUUGUUAGGUGAUUUCAUCAUUGUGAGAGCAUCAUAGGGUUCAUCUACGCAAACCUGGAUGGUAUAGCCUACCACGCACUUAGGCUAUAUGGUACAGCCUGUUGUUCGUAGGCUGCAAACCUAUACAGCAUGCUACUGUACUGAAUACUGUAGGCAGUUGUAACACAGUGGUAUCUGUGUAUCUAAACAUAUCUAGAUAUAGAAAAGGUACAAUAAAAAUGCAGCAUUGUAAUCUUAUGGGACCACUGUUGUAUAUGGGUUCCAUCGUCGACCAAACGUCAUUUUGCAGCGCAUGACUAUUUUAUUCGUGAACGUUAAGAUUUUUUCAUUUAACUUAGUAGUCAUUUUUAAAGCGCUUAUGCCUAAAAAGGCUUAUGUUUGGAAAAGCUGGAAUAGAAGGAGGAGAAAUAUGGGACCUGGGCCGAGCGCAGUGGCUCACACCUGUAAUCCCAGCACUUUGGGAGGCCGAGGCAGGUGGAUCACAAGGUCAGAAGUUUGAGACCAGCCUGGCCAAAAUGGUGAACCCCCGUCUCUACUAAAAAUAGAAAAAUUAGCUGGGUGUGGUGGCAGGUGCGUAAUCUCAGCUACUCGAGAAGCUGAGGCAGGAGAACCACUUGAACCUAGGAGGCAGAGGUUGCAGUGAGCUGAGAUCGUGCCACUACACUCCAGCCUGGGCGACAGAGUGAGACUCUGUCUCAAAAAAAAAGAAAAAGAAAAAGAAAUAUCGGACCUGAAUAAGGGAAAGAAAUGGGGGAUACAUAGAAACCAGUGGAACCUGAAACCUAACUGCUAGGAGGCUUCUGGGUAUUUUCUGAUUUUAUUUUCUCCAGUGUUGAUAUUUUAUCAUGUUGCUAUGGUUAGCCUCUUAAGUUUGUUCACUUGUUCCCUGAAGAAAUACAGGUAUUUGUGCUAGUGAGAGACUGGCAGCAGGACUCUUAUUUACUGCCAUAUUUUGAGUCAACUUUCUGCAGAUUUGAUAAGAGCAGCUCAAGAGUUUAGCAGCAUUCAGAGGAAAAAUAAAAACGAAGAGCAGACUUAUAGACGUACCUUUGCUUCUGCCUACAUUUAUCGGGCUCUUACUGUGCUUCAGUCAUCAUAUUGGGACAGAUGAAGGAGAUGACCCAGACACCCAGUCCUUAAGGUCUCCAGAAAAGAUAGAUGCUCAAAAAGUUAAGAUGUGUUUAUGCAAAGGGGACUGGACUCAGAAACCAAGAAACAACUAGAAGAAGAAGAAAAGAAAAUCAUUAGUGAAGAGCACUGGUACUUGGAUUUGCCAGAGCUUAAAGAGAAAGAGAGUUUCAUAAUAGAAGAGCAGAGUUUCUUACUAUGUGAAGAUCUUCUCUAUGGAAGAAUGUCAUUCAGAGGAUUUAAUCCUGAGGUUGAGAAAUUGAUGCUUCAGAUGAAUGCUAAGCACAAAGCAGAAGAAGUUGAAGAUGAAACAGUAGAGCUUGAUGUGUCAGAUGAAGAGAUGGCUAGAAGAUAUGAGACCUUGGUGGGGACAAUUGGGAAAAAGUUUGCCAGAAAGAGAGACCAUGCCAAUUAUGAAGAAGAUGAAAAUGGAGACAUAACACCGAUUAAAGCAAAGAAGAUGUUCUUAAAGCCCCAGGAUUAAGAUGGAUGCCUUAAGCGAUGGCCCAGGGAUGCUUGGUGCAAGUCAGCAGCGCAUCUGGAGCUCAUCCCAAUGGUGUCUCUAUAGUUAUUAAUACUGUAACGUUUACUUGUAAAGAGAUUAUCAUUUUAGAAACAUGCUGUUUUUGAAACAGAUGUGUGAUGGAUGUUGUACAUCCUUUGCUUCUUGGUAUUCGUUCAGAGUGGAUUUUUAGCCCCUGAUCUACAAAUGUACGUUGUUACAGGGCUGCUUCCUAAAGAUUUUUUUUUACCUCAGGUUUCUCUUAAUAUAGUUCUCCAGUCACUGACCUUGAAUUGACUCAUAUAAAUUACUGCCAAUGUUUAAAUUGCCCUUGUGUUUAUAUUUAUUAUGUCAAGCCAAUUCGUACGUACAAUUUGGAAUCAAAUGUCAUAAGAAUUUAUUAUAUAAAUUUAUCAAGAAUAAAAAUGCCUCUCCAGCCUUAAGUAUUUACAUGCUCCCAGGUCAUUGUCAGUUUAUGGUAUUAUGUUGUUUUAUUUAAAGCAUUGAAUUAAUAGAAAAAAUUGCUCUGUAAUAAAAAUCUACUUUCACAUA